GGGGGCCGGAUGGGCAGCCAGCAAGGGAGGCCGGAGGGGCAGAGCCGGGCUGGGCAUCUUCGUCCUGUUCUGCUUCCUGCUGAUGUUGAAGGUGUCUGGCCGACAGCUGCAACAGCAGGAGCCGGAGGCUGAGCCGGAAGAUGACUACUCUGUGACCCAAAGGCCUGCGGGUGAGAUCAUUCGGCCAAGGCCACAGGGGUCCUCACCUGUUUAUGAAUACACAGCUGAAGGUGCUGGCUUUGGAGGCCAGGAAAACAGCCAAGGCAGGCACAGCUCCUCUGGCAGACGGAGAUCCUGGUGGAAACGGGAUUCAGGGGAAUCCACAGCCUUCACCAGCAUGAGUCAUCCAGAGUCUGUGCAGGAGUCGACAGAAGUGACACUGAAGACUGACGUGGAGUCAGGAGCCAGUGGCUACAGUGUCACAGGUGGAGGGGAUCAGGGGAUCUUUGUCAAGCAAGUACUGAAGGACUCCUCGGCUGCAAAGCUGUUCAACCUGAGAGAAGGAGACCAACUGCUUAGUGCGACCAUAUUCUUUGACCAUAUGAAAUAUGAAGAUGCUCUUAAAAUCCUUCAGUACUCAGAACCAUACAAAGUUCAGUUCAGAAUCAAACGGAAACUCUCAACCAGCAAGGGAGAGGAAGGAGCUGUUCAGCAUUCCCAGCAAGACCUGAGAGGCCAGGAAGAGCAGGACAAGGACAUUGCUGACGGAUGCAUGGAGACCCCUACAAAAACUCUAGAAGAAGCUGGAGACCGAGAAAGACUUAUUUCUAAGUCCAGGGAUGGAGGCCAUAGGCGAACCCAGGACAGAUUCUCCUGGCCAAAAUUUCAAGCCUUAAGGAGCAAGCAGAGGGCAGGACCCAGACGCUCGCAUAGUUCCUCAGAGGCCUCAGAGAACAGAGACACACGGGAUAUGUCCCCCACAAGUACAGACACAGAGGCCGGGAGGACGGCUGACAGAGAUGAGCAGAACAGAGGAUCAGGUAGACGAAGAGGGAGAUUCCUGAACUUGAGGUUUGGAAUGACCUCAGGUCAGAGCCUGGCUAUAACUGAGCAAAAAGGCAGAGAGCUCCAGGAGAAAAAGGAUGAAGCUGGAGUGCUGGGAGAGUGCUCACCAGAGAAGGAGGACGCGAAGGGCACAGAUGUGGAUGCUAAGAGCCAAAAGAAGAAAAUGACACAACCAACUGAGUUCAUGUCACGACAAACUAGACAAAUGACAAUGAGGGCUAAUUAUUCCAACUUGGAAAAAGAAAUACCUAGAAAAAUGGAAUUAAAGACAGACAGACAUGAAAGGAAGAAAAAGCAGGCAAAAAAACUAGAAAAACACACAAAACUUGUGCAACAUGGAGCUGAGCAAACACCAGAACUGGGGUGGAAAGACAGUUGGGAAGAAGUAGAGAGACUAGAAAUUGGUAUUGCAAGAUUGUCUCUGAAAGACACAUCUGACCAAAAUGUGGAGGUGGACAUCCAGGCGCCUGGCGCCAAGCUGGAGGGGAACCUGGCCCUGGCAGACAAGGACAUGGCCGACAAAGACAGCAAGUUCAAGAUGCCCAAGUUCAAGAUGCCCUCCUUCAGCGUGUCUGCGCCUGGCAAGCCCAGCGUGGAGGCCUCUCUGGUGGUGGGUGUGCCCAAGGUGGAGGCGGAGGUGGCCUUGCCCUCCGUGCAGGGCGACCAGAAGACACCUGACCUAAGCAUUCAGCUGCCGUCCGCCGACCAGGAGCUCAAGGCUGGCCAGGUGGGCAUGAAGGUGCCGGAGGGACAGCUGCCCGAGGUUGAGCUGCAAGCACAGGCUGCUGCUGGAGCUGGGCUGAAGGGCCACGUGCCCAAGGUGCAUAUGCCCAGCCUAACGAUGCCCAAGGUGGACCUGAAGGGGCCCCACGUAGACAUGAAGGAACCCAACGUGGACGUGAAGGGCCCCAAGGGCAAGGUGAGCGCCCCGGACGUGGACGUGUCCCUGCCCGGCGUGGAAGUGGACGUCCAGGCGCCUGGCGCCAAGCUGGAGGGGGACCUUGCCCUGGCCGACAAGGAUGUGUCUGCCAAAGACAGCAAGUUCAAGAUGCCCAAGUUCAAGAUGCCCUCCUUCAGCGUGUCCGUGCCUGGCAAGUCCAGUGUGGAGGCCUCUCUGGAGGUGGGUGCACCCAAUGUGGAGGCAGAGGUCGCCGUGCCUUCCGUGCAGGGCGACCUGAAGACCCCUGACCUGAGCAUUCAGCUGCCUUCCCAGGACCUUGAGCUCAAAGCCAGCCAGGUGGGCGUGAAGAUGCCAGAGGGACAGCUUCCUGAGGUUGAGCUGCCCGAACAGGCUGCUGCUGGAGCCGGCCUGAAGGGCCACCUGCCCAAGGUGCAGAUGCCCAGCCUCAAGAUGCCCAAGGUUGACCUGAAGGGGCCCCAAGUGGACCUGAAGGUCCCCAAACUAGACUUGAAGGGCCCCAAGGGCGAGGUGAGGGCCCCGGACAUGGAUGUGUCCCUGCCCGGUGUGGAGGUGGACAUCCAGGCGCCCGACGCCAAGCUGGAGGGGGACCUGGCCCUGGCCGACAAGGAUGUGUCCAGCAAAGACAGCAAGUUCAAGAUGCCCAAGUUCAAGAUGCCCUCCUUCGGCGUGUCCGUACCUGACAAGCCCAGUGUGGAGGCUUCUGUGGAGGUGGCUGCGCCGAAGGUGGAGGCGGAAGUGGCCCUACCCUCCGUGCAGUGCGACCUGAAGAUCCCUGACCUGAGCAUUCAGCUGCCUUCUGCCGACCUGGAGCACAAGGCUGGCCAGGUGGGCAUGAAGCUCCCGGAGGGACAGCUGCCUGAGGUAGAGCUGCCCGCACAUGCGGCUGCUGGAGGUAGCCUGAAGGGCCACCUGCCCAAGGUGCAGAUGCCCAGUCUCAAGAUGCCCAAGGUGGACCUGAAGGGCCCCAAACUGGACGUGAAGGGCCCCAAGGGCGAGGUGAGCGCCCUGGACGUGGACGUGUCCCUCCCCGGCGUGGAGGUGGACAUCCAGGUGUCUGGCGCCAAGCUGGAGGGGGACCUGGCCCUGGCCAACAAGGACGUGGCCACCAAAGACAGCAAGUUCAAGAUGCCCAAGUUCAAGAUGCCCUCCUUCAGCGUGUCCAAACCUAGCAAGCCCAGAGUGGAGGCCUCUCUGGAGGUGGCUGUGCCCAAGGUGGAGGCGGAGGUGGCCUUGCCCUCCGUGCAGGGCGACCUGAAGACCCCUGACCUGAGCAUUCAGCUGCCUUCUGCCGACCUGGAGCUCAAGGCCGGCCAGGUGGGCGGGAAACUGCCGGAGGGAAAUAUGCCCGAGGUUGAGCUGCGCGCACAGGCGGCUGCUGGAGCCGGCCUGAAGGGCCACCUGCCCAAGGUGCAGAUGCCCAGCCUCAAGAUGCCCAAGGUGGACCUGAAGGGCCCCAAACUGGACGUGAAGGGCCCCAAGGGCGAGGUGAGCGCCCUGGACGUGGACGUGUCCCUGCCCGGUGUGGAGGUGGACAUCCAGGUGUCUAGCGCCAAGCUGGAUGGGGACCUGGCCUUGGCCGACAAGGACGUGGCCGCCAAAGACAGCACAUUCAAGAUGCCCAAGUUCAAGAUGCCCUCCUUUGGCGUGUCCACACCUGGCAAGCCCAGCGUGGAGGCCUCUCUGGAGGUGGAUGUGCCCAAGGUGGAGGCGGAGGUGGCCCUGCCAUCCGUGCAGGGCGACCUGAAGACCCCAGACCUUAGCAUUCAGCUGCCUUCUAGCGACAUGGAACUCAAGGCUGGCCAGGAGGGCAUGAAGCUCCCGGAGGGACAGCUGCCGGAGGUAGAGCUGCCCGCACAGGCGGCUGCUGGAGGCAGCCUGAAGGGCCACCUGCCCAAGGUGCAGAUGCCCAGCCUCAAGAUGCCCAAGGUGGACCUGAAGGUCCCCAAAGUGGACGUGAAGGGCCCCAAGGGCGAGGUGAGCGCCCUGGACGUGGACGUGUCCCUCCCCGGCGUGGAGGUGGACAUCCAGGUGUCUGGCGACAAGCUUGAGGGGGACUUGGCCCUGGCCAACAAGGACAUGGCCAGCAAAGACAGCAAGUUCAAGAUGCCCAAGUUCAAGAUGCCCUCCUUCGGCGUGUCCAAACCUAGCAAGCCCAGCAUGGAGGCCUCUCUGGAGGUGGGUGCACCAAUGGUGGAGGCAGAGGUGGCCCUGCCCUCCAUUCAGGGCGACCUGAAGACCCCUGACCUGAGCAUUCAGCUGCCUUCUGCCGACCUGGAGCUCAAGGCUGGCCAGGUGGGCAUCAAACUGCCUGAGGGAAAUAUGCCCGAGGUUGAGUUGCCCUCACAGGCUGCUGCUGGAACCGGCCUGAAGGGCCACGUGCCCAAGGUGCCGUUGCCCAGCCUCAAGAUGCCCAAGGUGGACCUGAAAUGCCCCAAACUGGACGUGAAGGGCCCCAAGGGCGAGGUGAGUGCCCCGGAUGUGGACGUGUCCCUGCCCGGCGUGGAGGUGGAUAUCCAGUCGCCCGGCGCCAAGCUCGAUGGGGACCUGGCCCUGGCAGACAAGGACAUGGCUGCCAAAGACAGCACAUUCAAGAUGCCCAAGUUCAAGGUGCCCUCCUUCGGCGUGUCCGUGCCUGAGAAGCCCAGUGUGGAGGCUUCUGUGGAGGUGGCUGCGCCCAAGGUGGAGGCGGAGGUGGCCUUGCCCUCCUUGCAGGGAGACCUGAAGACCCCAGACCUGAGCAUUCAGCUGCCUUCCCGGGACCUGGAGCUCAAAGCCAGCCAGGUGGGCGGGAAACUGCCGGAGGGAAAUAUGCCUGAGGUUGAGCUGCCCGCACAGGCUGCUGCUGGAGCCGGCCUGAAGGGCCACCUGCCCAAGGUGCAGAUGCCCAGCCUCAAGAUGCCAAAGGUUGACCUGAAAGGGCCACAAGUGGACCUGAAGGGCCCCAAACUGGACUUGAAGGGCCCCAAGGGCAAGGUGAGGGCCCCGGACGUGGAUGUCUCCCUGCCCGGUAUGGAGGUGGACAUCCAGGCAUCUGACGCCAAGCUUGAGGGGGACUUGGCCCUGACCGACAAGGACAUGGCCGCCAAAGAGAGCAAGUUCAAGAUGCCCAAGUUCAAGAUGCCCUCCUUCGGCGUGUCUGCGCCUGGCAAGCCCAGCAUGGAGGACUCUAUUGAAGCAGGUGCGCCCAAGGUGGAGGCAGAGGAGUCUCUGCCCUCCGUGCAGGGCGACGUGAAGAUCCCUGACCUGAGUAUUCAGCUGCCGUCUGCUGACCUGGAGCUCAGGGCCGGCCAGGUGGGCGUGAAGGUGCCUGAGGGACAGCUGCCCCAGGUUGAGCUGCCCGCACAGGCUGCUGCUGGAGCCGGCCUGAAGGGCCACCUGGCCAAGGCGCCGACGCCCAGCCUCACGAUGCCCAAGGUGGACCUGAAGGGGCCCCAAGUGGACCUGAAGGUCCCCAAAGUGGACGUGAAGGGCCCCAAGGGCGAGAUGAGCUCCCUGGACGUGGACGUGUCCCUGCCCGGUGUGGAGGUGGACAUCCAGGUGUCUGGCGUCAAGCUUGAGGGGGACUUGGCCCUGGCCAACAAGGACGUGGCCAGCAAAGACAGCAAGUUCAAGAUGCCCAAGUUCAAGAUGCCCUCCUUCGGCGUGUCCAAACCUAGCAAGCCCAGCAUGGAGGCCUCUCUGGAGGUGGGUGCACCAAUGGUGGAGGCAGAGGUGGCCCUGCCCUCCAUGCAGGGCGACCUGAAGACCCCUGACCUGAGCAUUCAGCUGCCGUCUGCCGACCUGGAGCUCAAGGCCGGCCAGGUGGGUGGGAAACUGCCGGAGGGAAAUAUGCCUGAGGGCGAGAUGAGCUCCCUGGACGUGGACGUGUCCCUGCCCGGUGUGGAGGUGGACAUCCAGGCGUCCGGCGCCAAGCUGGAUGGGAACCUGGCCUUGGCCGACAAGGACGUGGCCGCCAAAGACAGCACAUUCAAGAUGCCCAAGUUCAAGAUGCCCUCCUUCGGCAUGUCCACACAUGGCAAGCCCAGCGUGGAGGCCUCUCUGGAGGUGGAUGUGCCCAAGGUGGAGGCGGAGGUAGCCCUGACCUCCGUACAGGGCGACCUGAAGACCCCUGAACUGAGCAUUCAGCUGCCUUCUGGCGACAUGGAACUCAAGGCUGGCCAGGUGGGCAUGAAGCUCCCGGAGGGACAGCUGCCGGAGGUAGAGCUGCCUGCACAGGCAGCUGCUGGAGGCAGCCUGAAGGGCCACCUGCCCAAGGUGCAGAUGCCCAGCCUCAAGAUGCCCAAGGUUGACCUGAAAGGCCCCAAAGUGGACGUGAAGGGCCCCAAGGGCGAGGUGAGCGCCCCGGACGUGGACGUGUCCCUCCCCGGCGUGGAGGUGGACAUCCAGGUGUCUGGCGCCAAGCUUGAGGGGGACUUGGCCCUGGCCAACAAGGACGUGACCACCAAAGACAGCAAGUUCAAGAUGCCCAAGUUCAAGAUGCCCUCCUUUGGCGUGUCCAAAUCUAGCAAGCCCAGCGAGGAGGCCUCUCUGGAGGUGGGUGCACCAAUGGUGGAGGCGGAGGUGGCCUUGCCCUCCGUGCAGGGCGACCUGAAGACCCCUGACCUGAGCAUUGUGGGCAUCAAACUGCCUGAGGGAAAUAUGCCCGAGGUUGAGUUGCCCUCACAGGCUGCUGCUGGAGCCGGCCUGAAGGGCCACCUGCCCAAGGUGCAGAUGCCCAGCUUCAAGAUGCCCAAGGUUGACCUGAAGGGGCCCCAAGUGGACCUGAAGGGCCCCAAACUGGACUUGAAGGGCCCCAAGGGCGAGGUGAGGGCCCCGGACGUGGAUGUGUCCCUGCCCGGUGUGGAGGUGGACAUCCAGGUGUCUGGCGCCAAGCUUGAGGGGGACUUGGCCCUGACCGACAAGGACAUGGCGGCCAAAGACAGCAAGUUCAAGAUGCCCAAGUUCAAGAUGCCCUCCUUCGGCGUGUCUGCGCCUGGCAAGCCCAGCAUGGAGGACUCUAUUGAAGCAGGUGAGCACAAGGUGGAAAUGGAGGUGUCUCUGCCCUCCGUGCAGGGUGACCUGAAGACCACUGACCUGAGUAUUCAGCUGCCGUCCACCGACCUGGAGGUCAAGGCCAGCCAGGUGGGCGUGAAGGUGCCUGAGGGACAGCUGCCCGAGGUUGAGCUGCCCGCACAGGCUGCUGCUGGAGCCGGCCUGAAGGGCUACCUGGCCAAGGUGCCGAUGCCCAGCCUCAAGAUGCCCAAGGUGGACCUGAAGGGGCCCCAAGUGGACCUGAAGGUCCCCAAAGUGGACGUGAAGGGCCCCAAGGGCGAGGUGAGCGCCCUGGACGUGGACGUGUCCCUGCCCGGUGUGGAGGUGGACAUCCAGGCGCCUGGUGCCAAGCUGGAGGGGGACUUAGCCCUGGCCAACAAGGACGUGACCACCAAAGACAGCAAGUUCAAGAUGCCCAAGUUCAAGAUGCCCUCCUUUGGCGUGUCCAAACCUAGCAAGCCCAGCGAGGAGGCCUCUUUGGAGGUGGGUGCACCAAUGGUGGAGGCGGAGGUAGCCUUGCCUUCCGUGCAGGGCGACCUGAAGACCCCUGACCUGAGCAUUCAGCUGCCUUCUGCCGACCUGGAGUUCAAGGCCGGCCAGGUGGGCAUCAAACUGCCCGAGGGAAAUAUGCCCGAGGUUGAGUUGCCCUCACAGGCUGCUGCUGGAACCGGCCUGAAGGGCCACGUGCCCAAGGUGCCGUUGCCCAGCCUCAAGAUGCCCAAGGUGGACCUGAAGGGGCUCCACGUGGACCUGAAGGUACCCAACGUGGACGUGAAGGGCCCCAAGGGCGAGGUGAGCGCCCCGGUCGUGGACGUGUGCCUACCCAGUGUGGAGGUGGACAUCCAGGCGCCCGGCGUCCCCAAAGUGGACGUGAAGGGCCCCAAGGGCGAGGUGAGCGCCCUGGACGUGGAUGUGUCCCUGCCUGGUGUGGAGGUGGACAUCCAGGCGUCCGGCGCCAAGCUGGAUGGGGACCUGGCCUUGGCCGACAUGGACGUGGCCGCCAAAGACAGCACAUUCAAGAUGCCCAAGUUCAAGAUGCCCUCCUUCGGCAUGUCCACACCUGGCAAGCCCAGCGUGGAGGCCUCUCUGGUGGUGGAUGUGCCCAAGGUGGAGGCGGAGGUGGCCCUGACCUCCGUGCAGGGCGACCUGAAGAUCCCUGACCUUAGCAUUCAGCUGCCUUCUGCCGACCUGGAGCUCAAGGCUGGCCAGGUGGGCAUGAAACUCCCGGAGGGAAAUAUUCCCGAGGUUGAGUUGCCCUCACAGGCUGCUGCUGCAACCGGCCUGAAGGGCCACCUGCCCAAGGUGCAGAUGCCCAGCCUCAAGAUGCCCAAGGUUGACCUGAAGGGGCCCCAAGUGGAUGUGAAGGGCCCCAAACUGGACUUGAAGGGCCCCAAGGGCGAGGUGAGGCCCCAGGACGUGGAUGUGUACCUGCCCGGUGUGGAGGUGGACAUCCGGGCACCCGACGCCAAGCUGGAGGGGGACCUGGCCCUGGCCGACAAGGACAUGUCCGCCAAAGAGAGCAAGUUCAAGAUGUCCAAGUUCAAGAUGCCCUCCUUCGGCGUGUCUGUGCCUGGCAAGCCCAGCAUGGAGUACUCUAUUGAAGCAGGUGCGCCCAAGGUGGACGCAGAGGAGUCUCUGCCCUCCGUGCACGGCGACCUGAAGAUCCCUGACCUGAGUAUUCAGCUGCCAUCCGCCGACCUGGAGCUCAAGGCCGGCCAGGUGGGCGUGAAGGUGCCUGAGGGACAGCUGCCCGAGGACAUGGCCGCCAAAGACAGCAAGUUCAAGAUGCCCAAGUUCAAGAUGCCCUCCUUCGGCGUGUCUGCACCUGGCAAGCCCAGCAUGGAGGACUCUAUUGAAGCAGGUGCGUCCAAGGUGGAGGCAGAGGAGUCUCUGCCCUCCGUGCAGGGCGACCUGAAGAUCCCUGACCUGAGCAUUCAGCUGCCGUCCGCCGACCUGGAGCUCAGGGCCAGCCAGGUGGGCAUGAGGGUGCCGGAGGGACAGCUGCCCGAGGUUGAGCUGCCUGCACAGGCUGCUGCUGGAGCCGGCCUGAAGGGCCACCUGCCCAAGGUGCCGAUGCCCAGCCUCAAGAUGCCCAAGGUGGACCUGAAGGGGCCCCAAGUGGACCUGAAGGUCCCCAAAGUGGACGUGAAGGGCCCCAAGGGCGAGGUGAGCGCCCCGGACGUGGACGUGUCCUUCCCCGGCGUGGAGGUGGACAUCCAGGUGUCUGGCGCCAAGCUGGAGGGGGACUUGGCCCUGGCCAACAGGGACGUGGCCACCAAAGACAGCAAGUUCAAGAUGCCCAAGUUCAAGAUGCCCUCCUUCGGCGUGUCCAAACCUACUGCUGCUGGAGCUGGCCUGAAGGGCCACCUGCCCAAGGUGCCGAUGCCCAGCCUCAAGAUGCCCAAGAUGGACCUGAAGGGGCCCCAAGUGGAACUGAAGGUCCCCAAAGUGGACGUGAAGGGUCCCAAGGGCGAGGUGAGCUCCCUGGACGUGGACGUGUCCCUGCCCGGUUUGGAGGUGGACAUCCAGGCGUCCGGCGCCAAGCUGGAUGGGGACCUGGCCUUGGCCGACAAGGACGUGGCCGCCAAAGACAGCACAUUCAAGAUGCCCAAGUUCAAGAUGCCCUCCUUCGGCGUGUCCACACCUGGCAAGCCCAGCGUGGAGGCCUCUCUGGAGGUGGAUGUGCCCAAGGUGGAGGCGGAGGUGGCCCUGCCCUCCGUGCAGGGCGACCUGAAGACCCCUGACCUUAGCAUUCAGCUGCCUUCUGCCGACCUGGAGCUCAAGGCUGGCCAGGUGGGCAUGAAGCUCCCGGAGGGACAGCUGCCGGAGGUAGAGCUUCCCGCACAGGCUGUUGCUGGAGGCAGCCUGAAGGGCCACCUGCCCAAGGUGCAGAUGCCCAGCCUCAAGAUGCCCAAAGUGGACCUGAAGGGCUCCAAACUGGACGUGAAGGGCCCCAAGGGCGAGGUGAGUGCCCCGGACGUGGACGUGUCCUUGCCCGGCGUGGAAGUGGACAUCCAGUCGCCUGACGCCAAUCUGGAGGGGGACCUGGCCCUGGCACACAAGGACGUGGCCGCCAAAGACAGCAAGUUCAAGAUGCCCAAGUUCAAGAUGCCCUCUUUCAGCGUGUCCGUGCCUGGCAAGCCCAGCGUGGAGGCCUCUCUCGAGGUGGGUGCGCUCAAGGUAGAGGAGGAGGUGUCUCUGCCCUCCGUUCAGGUCGACCUGAAGACCCCUGACCUGAGCAUUCAGCUGCCGUCUGCCGAACUGGAGCUCACGGCCGGCCAGGUGGGUGUGAAGGUGCCGGAGGGACAGCUGCCCGAGGUUGAGCUGCCCACACAGGCUGCUGCUGGAGCCGGCCUGAAGGGCCACCUGCCCAAGGUGGACCUGAAGGGGCCUCACGUGGACCUGAAAGGCCCCAAUGUUGACGUCAAGGGCUCCAGUGUUGCCAAAAGUCCCUGUUACCAAGCAGUAUUCUUUCAAUUCUCUGAUGAAGAUACUAACUCAGGGGGCAUUCUUACCAUGUCGCAUGAUGGGUCUUCUGGUGCUGAUCUUUUAAAUUCUUCUGGGACUUCUCAGUCUUUGUUGUCAUAUGUUCGCCCUUCUUUGAGUAUGGUUGACUCUCCAGGUGGAUCUCUUGAUUCUACUCUCCCUACUUUUACUGCUCGCAUAAUGUUUCCUAAAUUCCACAAGCCAAAAUUUUCCUUAUCUCUUCCAUCGUCAGAGCCUGAAUGUGAUCCCUGUGUUUCUGAGGCUGUUGUGCCAUCACGUGGAAUGUCUCAUGCUCUGCCCGCUUCAGCAGGCCCUCAGGUCCUUUCUUCUGAUGCUUCCGUUUGCAGUGUUUCGGAUCCAUCCGGUCAGUCUUUAAUGAGUCAGCCGACUGAAGCAUCCAAUCAAGAAGCAAAGGACAGUGCCUUCACUUUGCCCGGCUUCAAGCUACCCUCAUUUCAUUGGUCUCCAAAGAAGGCCGCAGAGCGUAUGGGUGAUUCUCAGGGACAGGAAGCCUCCAUUUCUAGUCUAGGUUCAUCCUCAAUGGAAGUGGAUUCUGAGAUUCUAAGUAGUGUUUCAGUAACAGAAUCCCCCCAGCAUGCCCUUCUUGACAAGGAAGUGGAGAAGGGAAGAAGCCGGAGGCUGAGCUUUUCCAUGCCGCGACUGGCACUACCCAAGAUAAAGGCUCUUAAGGGCCCAGCUGCUGAGCCGCAGGGAGACCUGUGGCUUUCAGUUGGUGCUACCACAUCUGGAGGUGAUUUGGUAGCUAUAGAAACAGCUGUCAGUGAUGCCCAUGUUGGGGACAGUCUUUCAAAAGAUGUCACCACAGAGCUCCAUGUCAGACCCUCGUCCACUGCAGCAGAGUUGGCUAGGUCCAAAACUGAGCUUCCUCCUCCCAAAGAUGACCUGAGUGUCAGUGAUGAUAGGAAAAGUCUCAUGAUCGUCUCUGCAAGUCAGCCCUUUGGGGAUCUGAUAACGCUCAGAACAGAAGGCCCCCUGAAGUCAUCCAGUAGACAAAGAGAUAACGCCUCUGGCAUGGAGACCCCUGAGAUACAUCCCACAGCAAAAGAGACGUCAACAGACUCGAAUGAGCGCCGGUUCAAAAUGCCCAAGUUCCGAGUUCCUGGUUUCCGACGUUCCUCAUCCAAGGAGCAAGACCAGGCUGGAGAACAGGAAGCCCCUCAAAAGUCACUUACUCCAGUCAUCAGCAUCCCCUUGGAGGCAGAAGAAGCAGCAGCCUGCGUGCUGCUGUCCCAUGUGCCUGAGCCAAAGGUAGAGGCACAUAUCUCCCUGGGGUCCCCAGAGAAAGGGACCAGUGUGAGGCCUCCAGAGAGCCCAACCUAUGCAGAUGUUGUAAAACGUGAUCUCCAUGGAACUGGCUGUAGGACGCAUACCUCCACUGCUGAGCUUUCCCAUACACAUCUGUCCACCCCUAAGUUUGGGGCCCAUCCAUCUAAAGGCUCUGUCUCCCUUGAGGUCCCUGGUGUGAGAGUCUCAGAACCCCAGCUUCCUCUGGAGGGAACAAGCAAGCAGCGGCAUCCUGGGCUGGGAGUAAACGUUCUUGCUGAGACGGAGGCUAGAACAGGAAGCUUGCCUUCCCAGCCACAAGGGCCUCUGAGGCUGAAGGCCUCCAUCACUGAUGUGCCAUCCCAGGUCUCUGUGGUGAGCAGGAGUCAGCUCUGGGAGGAUUCUGUACUGACUGUCACAUUCCCCAAACUGAAGGUACCCAGGUUCUCCUUCCCUGCUCCCAGCUCUGAGGCUGAUGUGUUCUUCCCGGUGGUGAGGGAGAUAGAGGCCAGCAUUGGUAGUCCCAUGCAUCAGGGUACCACUGGGCUCUGGGAAGCCAGCAUUCUAAAGACAGGCACUGAGGACACCAGAAUGCUACCAGCGCUUGAGCAAUCUGUGGAAGCAUCCCCAGUUUCUAAGGUCAGAAUGCACAUUCAGGGUUCUGGAGGUGAAAGUCAAGAAGUCGCUAUGUCCAGCAGGGUGGAAAGAGUGAGUGCUGAUCCCUCAGCACCUGGAGUCUUUUGUACUCAGAUUGUGCGGGAAUCAGAGAUCCCUGCUUCUACAAUCCAGACUCCUUCUUAUGGAUUUUCUUUGCUGAAAGUGAAAAUUCCAGAGCCCCCUGUGCAGGCCUGUGUGUAUACAGUGGCCCCUGACUCCCAGUCGCAGGAGGAUGCGGGUAGAGCUCCCUCGCCAGCCACUGCAGGGGGACACUCAGCCACUGCUGAGGUCCCACCUGACACUGGCGAACCAUUUGAGAUUAUCUCUCCCAGUGCUGGCCUGCCUCCCGGGCCUCGGCUUGCAGACAGCACCUCUGAUGAGGAGCCAGCAGAGAUCCUUGAGCUUCCUGAGGACAGCCAGGAAGUUAAGGCCCCUGAUGUGGAUUCAAAACAGAAACCCGAAGGUAAAAAAUCCAGCCUGUUGUGGUCAUGGCUUCCAAGUAUUGGGUUUUCCUCUGUGGAAGAGAUGGCUGCUGAGUCCAGAGACACUACCCAAAGAUCUCCUGUCCACGUGCAACCUACCGCUCGACUGGACCCUGAAUUGCCCAGAAAACAGGAGAAGGCAGGCUGGUUCCGGUUUCCCAAGUUAGGAUUCUCCUCUUCACCUACCAAGAAGCCCAGGAUCACUGCAGAAGGGGAAGGCCGUACAGGACACAGGCUCCAGGAGGAAACACUCACCUUUUUUGAUGCUCGAGAAAGCUUCUGCCCAGAGGAGGAGGAGGAAGCCAAGUCAGAGGUGACAAGUUCCAGGCCUGGCUCUGAAGCAAUGGUGGCAUCCUCUGCAAGAACAGAACUAGUGCUAUUGGAACAGGCUAGGGACACUGGUGACAAAUCUGUACCCAGGCCUGCAGCCAAAUGAGGUGAGAGGUCUGAGUCAGUGGGUGAGACAAACAACUGGAAACUUAGGGGAUGGGCACUGAAAGUGCCCCAGAUCCCCUAGAACACAUGAUCUUGUGUAGAUCCACAGGCUUGAAACCAAAGCAGAAACGAAUAGCACGCACCUGUCCCACACAGCCCUCCUACAUAGAACCAUAAUACGCCACUUUCUCCCAAGCUUUGGGAGCAGCAGAGGCUGCAAAGUUGUCUAGUUCUGAGAACUCCGUUGGCCUUCGUGGGGUAAGUCCCGAGAGGCUGCCCAAUGCCGUGAGAGCCAUAUUGUCUGUGAGAUGCCCACAUCUGUGUGGGUAGGGGCUGCUUUUGGGGGGGACCUCGGCCUUGCUGCUGCUGUUUCCUGGUAAACUCAUCGGCAGGGUGUGGUGUGUCCUGGGGAAACCCCAGUGCCUUCCUGCUCACGUACUCAAUCCUUCCUUGACUCUUUCGCUAAUGGCAAGCUUUGGGGCAUGGACUGUGAGGGUGUGUAUGCGCUGUAGAAAGGUCUGACCUGUGGCUGGCCUAUGGUGUCUGCACUCAGUGGUAACUGCGGGUUGCCAAGCAGGGUUCAUACAUGGGUUUGCCAUUAGACCUUGGUGUGUGUCUAUUUGUCUACCUGCUUGCCAGUGUGCAACUACUUUCCCAGAUGUGUACAGCUUCCACGCUGUGGCUCCUGAGAACCUUGUGUACAGAUUGCUGCCCAUCCAGACAGCCCCAUUCAGUCACCUUCAAUAAAGGAAGAGAUGCAUUGA
This is a messenger RNA of Mastomys coucha (southern multimammate mouse), 14066 nucleotides long. It is a transcript of the gene Ahnak2, whose product is annotated as AHNAK nucleoprotein 2. Bases 83 to 13303 code for a protein of 4406 amino acids. Gene Ontology annotation, molecular function: protein binding. Lineage: Eukaryota; Metazoa; Chordata; Mammalia; Rodentia; Muridae. Gene Ontology annotation, cellular component: costamere; nucleus; cytoplasm. The record is from RefSeq and is a predicted model, not a curated record. Gene Ontology annotation, biological process: regulation of RNA splicing. The transcript has 12 exons.